Messenger RNA from Pelobates fuscus (common spadefoot toad), 2896 nucleotides. RefSeq names its product solute carrier family 26 member 9 (gene SLC26A9). Lineage: Eukaryota; Metazoa; Chordata; Amphibia; Anura; Pelobatidae. The transcript is spliced from 21 exons. Gene Ontology annotation, biological process: transmembrane transport. Gene Ontology annotation, molecular function: oxalate transmembrane transporter activity; sulfate transmembrane transporter activity; chloride transmembrane transporter activity. Gene Ontology annotation, cellular component: plasma membrane. The record is from RefSeq and is a predicted model, not a curated record. Bases 182 to 2560 code for a protein of 792 amino acids.
CUGAAAGGAGAACGUUUGCUUACAUUUCUAUUACUCUAUUUCAAGUAGCUCCACUUCAGUUACCUCUAGCACACCUAGGGACCUAUUGGUGAGAUCACACCUAGGAUACCAAGCUGCCAGGCAAUCAAGUCUUUUAAGAGGGAUCAACAGCCAUUGUAUCACCUACUGCUUGGACCCAGAUAUGAGUAAAGCGCGGCCUCGAUAUAUUGUUGAUCGAUCCAUAUAUUCUCUUGAGCUCUUUAAUGAGGACUAUGAAAAAAGGAGUCGCAGUUACCCUGUCGGGGGUAAAGCUCGAAAAAUAUUUAGCUGUUCUCCAACCAAGCUGAAAUCUUUUUUCUUUGGACUAUUUCCCAUACUCACUUGGUUGCCCAAAUAUAAUAUAAAGGAGUAUGCCCUUCCAGAUCUCCUUGGUGGACUCAGUUCUGGCACCAUUCAAGUGCCUCAAGGUAUGGCUUUUGCUCUUCUGGCUAAUCUACCUCCAGUAAAUGGUCUAUACUCCUCCUUUUUUCCUCUUGUUGUGUAUUUCUUCCUUGGAGGAAUUCCUCAAAUGGUACCAGGCACAUUUGCUGUCAUCAGCAUCAUUGUGGGAAACAUUUGUCUACAACUGGCCCCAGAAUCCGAUUUCCAGUAUUUGAAUGAGACUUCAAAUGAAACUAUCACAGACACAGUGGCAAUGAACAAUGCACGGAUGCAAGUUUCAGCUACCCUGGCCUGCCUGACCGCAAUUAUUCAGAUUGCCCUUGGAUUUGUGCAGUUUGGCUUUGUUGCCAUUUAUCUUUCUGAGUCCUUCAUUCGUGGUUUUAUGACAGCUGCAGGUUUGCAAAUCCUCAUCUCUGUUCUCAAAUACAUCUUUGGAGUCACAGUUCCACCCUACAGCGGCCCCCUGGCCAUUGUCUAUACAUUUAUUGACAUCUGUAAGAAACUCCCACAAACCAAUGUGGCAUCUUUGAUCUUUGCUUUGGUCAGUUCCGUGCUUCUCAUCAUUGUCAAGGAGCUAAACCUCAAAUAUAUGCACAAGAUACGCUUCCCAAUUCCCAUGGAAAUCAUUAUUGUCAUAAUUGCGACAGCUAUAUCUGGUAGCUUAAACCUCCCUGAAAAGUAUAAUAUGAAUAUAGUGGGCCAAAUCCCUCUAGGAUUUCCUGCUCCUACCCUUCCCACCGUAAGUCAGUGGGGCGAUAUGAUAGGCACAGCUUUUUCUCUGGCUAUAGUUGGGUAUGUGAUUAAUCUAGCGAUGGGCAGGACUCUUGGAGCUAAGCAUGGCUAUGAUGUUGACCCAAACCAGGAAAUGUUGGCUCUUGGAUGUAGUAAUUUCUUUGGUUCGUUCUUUUACAUCCAUGUGAUUUGCUGUGCUCUGUCUGUCACUCUCGCUGUAGAUGGAGCUGGAGGAAAAUCCCAGAUGGCCAGCUUCUUUGUGAUGAUGGUGGUAAUGGUGACUAUGUUGGCACUUGGAACGUACCUGAAUCCUUUACCAAAGUCUGUCUUGGGCGCACUGAUAGCCGUGAAUUUAAAGAACUCGUUAAAGCAACUGGCUGAUCCCUUCUACCUUUGGAAGAAAAGCAAGCUUGAUUGUUGUGUCUGGCUUGUCAGCUUUUUCUCCACCUUUAUCUUGGGUCUGCCAUAUGGAGUGGCUGUUGGAGUGGGGUUUUCUGUCUUGGUUGUGGUUUUCCACACUCAGUUUCGAAAUGGUUCAGCACUUGGUCAGGUUUAUUCUACUGACAUUUACAAAAACCCUAAAGUGUAUAGUAAGGUGCAACCUAUCGAUGGAAUUAAAAUAGUCAAUUACUGCUCUCCUCUAUAUUUUGCCAAUUCUGAGAUAUUCCGGCAAAAGGUUAUUAAAAAGACUGGGUUGGAUCCUUGCAAGGUCUACCUCACAAAAAAGAAGUACUUGAAGAAACAAGAGAAAGAAGAGCACAAGAGACAGCGAGGAUCUCUGUUUAUGAAGAGUAAAACUUUAUCACUGCAAGAGCUUCAGGAAGAUUUUGAUGGUACUCAACCCACAGACUCCAACAACAACAGCACAAUGAAUGGGACAAGCAAUGCGAUCAGUUACAUUGCAUCUAAUACACUAACAGUGGGUUCCUCAGCACUGCCAAAUAUCACAAAUGGUGUGUCUGCUCCAGCACAAAUUGAAGAUCCUAUUGUUACGGCUCCUCCAAUUGUUAAUUUCCAUACUGUCAUCAUUGACAUGAGUGGAGUAUGCUUUGUAGACCUCAUGGGGAUCAAAGCUCUUGGGAAGCUGUGCUCCAGUUAUCAGAGAAUCGGGGUGAAUUUCUUCUUAGCGGAUGUACAAGCUCAAGUAUAUGAUGACAUUGAGAUUGGGGGAGUCUUUGUGGAAGGUGGUCUGAACCGUGAUCACCUUUUCCUCACUGUGCAUGAUGCUGUUAUACAUGCAAUGGCCAACACCACAGGAGCCAGACACACGGCCUGUACAGGCAAGAAUGCUGGUGACGCAGAUAUUCAUAUACAGGAUACUCAGGAUGAGAUCAGUGAUGAUUAUGUAAACCUUGAGGAGGCAAUGUUUGGCAGCAUGUUUCAAGCAGAAAUCCAGACAGCUCUCUAAGGAUCACUUAAUGAGAAGUGUUCUGCACAGCGGCAGAUCCCCCCCUUCCCUCUUACGUUACCUGCAGAGCAGAUUCUUGCAGACUUCAUUAUAACAAUCACCUGGUGAUAAAUGCAACCCUGAGCUUCCAUCUUAUCCAUGCUAGACGCGAGGGGGACUCUUGUUCCAGCUGCGUUUCAGCAAACAGCAGAACAAACUAACUCAGGUGACAUGAAUAGGAUUCAUGCUCAAACAUUAUCAGCUGCUAACAAAGAAUUGAGGUUGGAUCUUAAUAAUAUUAACGAAACCCCAUACAUCCUUUUGUCUUCUCUGAUCUUCUGUUGGCUAAAGUUGACU